AUGAGCGCCGUCAUGGCAUCGCACGCUGCAUAUGAUGCAAGUACGGGGGUGCGCACGCUGCUGGCGUCGCUGCUGCUGAGCGAUCCGAUCCACAUCGACGCGUCGGUGCUCAGCGACGAUGUGCACAUGCGACAGCGCAUGCUGGGUCUUGCGCGCACCGCGCCCUUUGCACCGGACCUCGAAGAUACACAUACGGACUGGAGCGAUUCGUCAUCCGACUUGCGACGAGCGUUCGUCCGGUGGCUCUGUCGCGACCCAAUCGAAGUGCAUCGCUCCCCGCUCAAUGUCGAUACUGCAGCGCGCAGCUUCUUUGUGCAGCGACGCAAAACGCUCGACAUCGCUGCCGAGGGCGAUCACGAUCCGAUCGACAUGGAGCGCUUGACACUGCAGUGCAAAGACGAGUGGCACGGCACGGGCCGCUUGCUCGUCCAAUUCCCGGACGACCCCGAUCUUGCAAUGCUCUACAUGAGCGUCGUGCGGGACGGCACGGACGUCAAGCUCGACAACCUGUUUGCAUUCGACGAUCCGCUCACAGGCCUGCAUCGUCACACCCCGGCGUGCUGGGAAAGCUGCAAUGUGCAUGAUGAAGACGCACCGGCUGCGGCGGAAUACAUCAAUGACGCCGACGAGUUCUGGUCCGGAUUCGACGAUCCCGCACCCGACACUGCCCCAGCCCAGCCAACUGCAGUGGCAACCGACCCUGCACACACGCCGAUGGAUGGUGACGAAGAUGCAGCGAUUCGCGACAUUGUUCGCGGCGCAUACACGCUCUUCCGCUCACGGCAGCCUCACAACUCGACCGAAUCCUUCCUCGAGCUUGUGCACAGCGCCAUUGCACCUCAAUAA
Moesziomyces antarcticus is the source of this 846-nucleotide messenger RNA. RefSeq lists its product as uncharacterized. Lineage: Eukaryota; Fungi; Basidiomycota; Ustilaginomycetes; Ustilaginales; Ustilaginaceae. The transcript is spliced from 2 exons. The record is from RefSeq and is a predicted model, not a curated record. The coding region runs from base 1 to 846 and encodes 281 amino acids.